This is a messenger RNA of Paramecium octaurelia, 2627 nucleotides long. NCBI's taxonomy places the organism in Eukaryota, Ciliophora, Oligohymenophorea, Peniculida, Parameciidae. The record is from the annotation of a GenBank genome assembly.
AUGAAUUAAUUUGAAUAAUGUGAAAGAAGGAAGCAGUGUUCAUUGGAUUAAAUGUUCAAGAAAUACGAGGAAGCCACCCAAGUAAGUUUAUCUAAUAAUUACGAUAGAGAUAUUAGAAGGGAUUGGAGGACAAAAUAUAGAGAGCAAAAUUAGAAUCUGAUAAAGCGAGGGAAGCAUAAUUUAUUUAAAAGCUCGAGGCUUAGAAUAAGAAAAUAGAGUUUGAUGAAAAAUUGUAAGAAUCUUAAGAGAGAAAAAAGGAUAUAGAAAAGCAUAUGUUGGAGAAGCAAUAAUUGAAAAAAAUAAAAGAUGAGGAAGUAAGAAGAAAGAAGAAGGAAAAUGAAGAUGAAAAACUAUAAAAACUAUUGAAGAAAUAAGAAAAAAAGGAUGUUCAAGUGAAGAAGAUGAAAAAAGAUGUUUAAAAGAUCAAAAGGAAAGAUGAAUUAAAAAUUUUAUUAGAUCAAUCAGUAUCAGAUGAUGCAUCAUUUGAGGUGGAAGUGGAAAAAAAAAGAUAAUGCAAAUCACUAUCAGAUUCUUUAUAAGCAUUAGAGAGCGAUUAAAUCGUAUAUUUUAAAUUAUAAAAAUAAAAAGAAGUUGAAAUUAAGGAAAAUAAGAAAAAGUAAAAAUUAUCGAACUUUAUGCCCUCAAAAACAUUUAGAGAAUAAUCUGUACCCACUAUUAAGAAAUCUGUCAUAUUUCCUAUUUUGAUUCGAUCCAAAUACGAUGAUAAUUUAUACGUUUUACAAUCAAUUCUUUAACAAUAAUAGCCAUAAUCACCUACUUUCAAAAAUGAAGAAAAUUCAAGUACAAAUGUUACUCCAAAAAAAGAGAAGGAAGAGGAACCUCAAUUUUUCAAACUAUGUUAGAUUUGCAAUAGUAUUAUAGAAAAUGAGGAUGACAAUAAACAUAUUUAGUCGAAAUCUCAUAAAUAGACAAAAUAAUAUUAUAAUCUUACAGCUACAUAAAAUGAUAUCUUGGUUGUAAAAGGAUCCAAGGAUGAGAUUUCAUAGAAUAGAUUUUAAUCAAUAAGAAAGAGAUGUCAGAAAAUUAAACAAAAGAUUUAAUAAAAGAGUUUGCAAUUAGAAAACAUGAAUAUUUAUUGUUAUAAAGAACCUGGAAAUAGUUACAAUAGAUAAAGAAUUUAGAAAUUAUCAAAUGAUCUAGAUAAACUGCUAAACAAUUAAAUUAAGGAUUUGUAUUAGAUUGAACAAUUAAUGAAGGAACUAUUAAAAUUAGUAAAUUAAGAAACAGAUUUGAUAAACCUAAGAUAAAUGAAAUUCAUUUAAAUUGUUAUUGAAGUUUUCAAGAAGAUAUCUUCCUGCCAUAAAAAUGAAUAUACCUAAUAUCUUAAAAUUAUUGGAGUGGUAAAUAUUAAUUAAUUAUCAUUGAGGCAACUGAAAUAGUUUACUAGUUUUGUAGUGUAUACAAUAAUAGAACCUACAUGUUGGCAAGUAAUAAGUUAUUACCUAUUAUUGAUUUCAUGUACAACUUUUUAGCGUCAAAACCAACCAAAUUUAUAUACAGUUAUCAAUUUGUUGCUUAAUGUUUUUAAAUAUUUAGUUUGCUUAUUAAACAUAAAUUACCAACUGAUCCACUCUCUGAUUUAAAUAUUCAGGAAAUCUAAGAGGAUACCUUAGAAUACAUGUAUUGUUGUGGAUUAUUCAAUAAGAUGAAGCUAAGAUUUCUAUCAUUUGAAAAAGAUUAUAUCAAUUCUGAAGGAAAGAUACCUGUUGCUUUAGUCAAGAGUGUUGCUUUUAUUGAAGCAGCGACCAACUACCAUGGAUUUGAGUAAAUUUAAUAAAAAUGAUAGGACAUAGAAUAAAUCAUUAUUUGAUGAAGAGGGAAAACGAAUAUCCAAAAGUUUUGAAGAGCAUCUUAAAUUUGUAAUUAAAGAAACUGAACUGUUCGGAUUAAUCUAAUUAAUUAGUUAAAUGGUUGUGGGUGAAGAGAUCUGUUUUACUACUAAUAAAUUACUUCCAUAAACAAUUAUAAGUUUUUUCAUGGUUGGAAUCAAGACUUUGAACAAUAUUUCUAGAUUAAAUAUUAUAGUAUUAUAGGAGACUAUGAACAAAUCAUCUAAUAAAUAAGAAGUUCAUAUGAUAAUCUAAAGACUUGUAACAUAUUGUAAAUGCAACCUUGAGUAAAGCCAAGAUCUAAAAGAUUUAUUAAAUGAAUUAAUUCUUUUAAUUGGGUAUUAUUGUGUUUUAAAUCAAAACAAUUAAAAUUCUCUAGUAGGAUCUAUGAAAAAGAUAUCUGUACUUCAUAAUUUAUUGUAAAUGCCUUCUCAAUUUUAUGUUGAUAAAAUGUUAAAGAACAUUCUCUUUCCUACUUUACUUUGCUGUAUGUUCAGAAACCCUAACAACAUGAAAAUUGUAUUAGAUGAAAUGGAUAAAUCCUAUUUCCUAGAAAUUUUGUAAUAUGAUGUAAAAUUUAUUUCAUAACUAUAGUCUGAAUAAUUUUAUGAAAACCAAAAUGGUCAAUAAUUGUAAAGAUCACCUUCAAUGUCGAGUACAAAUUCUUAGAACUCCGUAUUUCCAUACAGUUCUGCCAUUUACUUUAAAUUGAGUUAACGCUUUCCUAUGUGCUAUUUUAAAGAAGCCUAUAAAGAAUUACUAGAUUAUAAGGAUUGA